UUUCUCUGUCUGGGUUAUCUCUCUCACACACCCAUUAAACGCUGGCUCUUUAUCCUCCCUUUCUUGCAGCUACUGAUUUUUCUGAACACACUCCCACACUGUUUGUUAGGACUAUUUGUUACAAUUUAUUAUAAAACUAAUGAUUUGCACUGAAAAGCCAUUGGGGGAUUCUUAUUUGAAAUCAUGGAUAAACAACAAUGAACAAAGAUAUUGUCUUGCAAGAAUGUUGGACGUGUGGCCUGUGACAUUUGGAUCUCUUGAUUGAUGGCAGCUCUAGCAGUGUUCCGGCAUGCCUGCAGCGGUCCUCUGCUGUGGGGCUGGGGACCUGUUCUGUUUGGCUUGCUGGGGUCUGUAUUUGUUCUGCUGCUGCCUUUAGCAGGAAUAGAGGAGCAAUGCUGUGCCACAUUAAAGGGUCUUGCUCUUCUGCGCUGCCAGCUGUGGGGCAAUGUCCAGCGGCCUGUAGUGCACACCACCAGCCUGACGGUCCCUUUCACUGCACUAGACCUCCUGCCACAGAAAGUCAAGCCUAGUAAAGAGACUCAGUUGGAGGCAAAGGCAGCUCUCCAGCAAGCUUUGGAGAUGAAGAAAAAUGGCAAGAGGGAGAAAGCUCAUAAGCUGCUCGUCCACGCGCUCAACAUGAACCCAGAGUUUGUGGAUGCGCUCACCGAACUGGGAACCAUACUGGAGGAGGAAAAAGACGUUGUCCAAGCAGACCACCUGUACACCAAAGCCCUCGCCAUCUCACCCUGUAACGAGAAGGCUCUGGUGAGCAGGGAUCGCACACUCCCAUUAGUAGAGGAAAUAGAUCAACGUCACUUUGGAAUCAUCGAUGGAAAGGUACGACGUCUCAUGUCCAUACCCAAAGGCAACUCUGCUUUGCGUAGAGUCAUGGAGGAGACCUACUACCAUCAUAUUUACCACACCGUAGCUAUCGAAGGCAACACGCUCACUCUUUCAGAGAUUCGACAUAUUAUAGAAACCAGAUAUGCUGUACCAGGAAAGAGCCUUCAAGAACAGAACGAGGCAAUUGGCGUCGAUGUAGCAAUGAAGUACAUAAACACAACCCUGCUAUCCCGCGCUGGAGCAAUCACAGUAAACGACAUCCUAGAGAUACACAGACGGGUCCUAGGCUACGCCGAUCCCGUCGAAGCCGGGCGAUUCCGUGUCACCCAGGUGUUCGUGGGACAUCACAUCCCACCGCACCCACAGGACCUGGACAAGCACAUGCAGGAACUGGUGCAGUGGUUGAACUCAGAGGAAGCGCUGCAUCUACACCCGGUGGAGUUCGCAGCUCUUGCACACUAUAAACUGGUGUACGUGCAUCCAUUCGUGGACGGGAAUGGACGGACGUCCCGACUGCUCAUGAACUUAAUCCUAAUGCAAGCUAGUUAUCCACCCAUCACCAUUCGGAAAGAACAGAGGGCAGAGUAUUAUGCCGCCCUGGAUACUGCCAAUGAGGGCGACGUGAGGCCCUUUAUACGCUUCAUCGCGAAAUGCACAGAAAUGACACUUGAUACGCUACUGAUAGCCACAACUGAGCAUGCGGUUGGGCUGCCUGACGCUAGCAAUCACGCCUGUCCUGACUGUAAACACACCAUACCUGUGCAUAGCUGAUAGAUGUAUAGUGGUAAGUGGAAAAAGAUAGCGUGUAGCGUGAACUGACGUGCCAUAAGGCCAUAUCAGCCUCUCUGAUGAAACACUGUCCAACCUUCAACCGCAAGCAUGGGACCUACAUGGACAAAUUGUGGAUCUAUUUUAAGUUUGUGCAUUCACUGUGUAGCUCUCUCUGUUACAAAUCCGCUGUUCUUUUUGAAAUAUGGACCAUUCGUCUAUAUUUUAGCCUCUGCUUUGUUGUCAGUUUCAAAGCUUUUCUGUUUCACUGAAUGAACAGUAUUAGGUCAGAUCUUCAGAUCUUUUAGCAACUCAAUCCUCCUGCUUUUGAGUAAAUUAACUCUGCUGUCUGUUGGGAACAAUAUUCAUACUCGUACUUUUGUGGUGUUUAUCUCUAUACUUGGACUUCUUCCAGUCUCAAAAUACAAGCUUGAGUUAAUCGCUUAUGAAGUUUGCUUGGAAAAAUGAACAGGUUUGUAAAAUGUGAAAAACUUUGCAGUUCUUUAGUGAUGAUUUUCAGAUGCAGAAGUACAUUUUGUGAACUCUACAGCUUGUUGGACACAUUUCUCAUUUACAAGCUGGCAGGUUACAGCAAAGAAAUGUCAUGUUCAGAAAUGAGUGUCUGCCAAACUCAGUUUGAGUAAUAGUUAACCUUUAACAUUUCCUAGAGCAUAAUCCAUGAUUUUGAUUUGAAUUCUUUCGUUUAUUUUAAAAGGAUAGGUCACCCAAAAAUGAAAAUUCUGUCAUUAAUUACUCACCCUCAUGUCGUUCCAAACAUGUAAGAUCGUCAUUCAUCUUCAGAAUACAAAUUAAGAAUUUUUUUUUUUUUUUUUUUUUUUUUUUUU
This is a messenger RNA of Labeo rohita (rohu), 2456 nucleotides long. RefSeq names its product FIC domain protein adenylyltransferase (gene ficd). The coding region runs from base 265 to 1614 and encodes 449 amino acids. Gene Ontology annotation, molecular function: protein binding. The transcript has 3 exons. NCBI's taxonomy places the organism in Eukaryota, Metazoa, Chordata, Actinopteri, Cypriniformes, Cyprinidae. The record is from RefSeq and is a predicted model, not a curated record.